AUGUUCGACCUCCCAGACGCAAAACGCGUUCGUCGCGAUGAACUCCUCUCGCGAGAUUCGACUUCACGCUCACCCUCACCGCAACCGGACUCAUCGUUUCAAGACAUCCAUCAGCGUUUGGGCGCGCUCCUCAACCUUGAUGCAUUGAUAGCGCCUGCAGAAUCCACCGCUCCAGCACCCAGAUCACAGGAGGACGGCCAGCAACAAGAAGAUGAGGAGCAGGAAUUCGAGUUCCGUUUGUUUAGCGCCCCUGCUGCGCCAACAGCUACAACCAAGGACGAGAAGACGCCUGCGACGGAAGGUCGAGAUAAAGCAGUAAGCGGGGGUACCCAAAAAUUGAGGAUUCGGUUACGCUCGCCGACACCUGGAGCGGUGGAUGGGGAGGGACGAUUUCUUAAUCCCUUCCGAGGGUGGCAGUAUUACUUUACAACGCCGGAGCUGCUCACUGGGUCUGGUGCGAAGCAGGAUUCGGCUUCGACUUCGACCAUCAGGAGGAAGCAAUUCGAGGAAGUCGCUGUGACCGGUCAGCAGAUGCUGGGUUGGUCGGAGGUGUCCUGGCCCGGUUGCCAUCUACCAUGGCGAGUGAUCCAUCUCAAGCGGCAGCAUACCAAGUUACCUCCUGCAUCUGCAGAUCCGACUGCAGUCGCGACUAUUUGCGUUACGGACCCUCCGUUGAAAGACCCUAAAUCUCGAAAGAAGCCCGGCAAGAAGCGACGUAUCCAGUUGCGGAAGCGAGUAAAGUCCGCAGAGGAGGAGAAGCUGAAGGAGGCCGAGAAGCGAAAUCGCAAGAACCGGGAGAGGAAAAUCAAACGGAGACAGAAAGCACGAGAAUUGAAAGCUGCGGCUGCAGCUGCAUCGGGACAAAGUCAAGAUGUCGCGGAAAUGGAGAUGAAAGAUGCUUCUGAUGCGAGCGAUUGA
This is a messenger RNA of Aspergillus pseudoviridinutans, 918 nucleotides long. Its product is annotated as DUF2011 domain-containing protein. The transcript is spliced from 3 exons. NCBI's taxonomy places the organism in Eukaryota, Fungi, Ascomycota, Eurotiomycetes, Eurotiales, Aspergillaceae. The record is from RefSeq and is a predicted model, not a curated record. The coding region runs from base 1 to 918 and encodes 305 amino acids.